Molecule: messenger RNA, 1209 nt
Organism: Miscanthus lutarioriparius
Lineage: Eukaryota; Viridiplantae; Streptophyta; Magnoliopsida; Poales; Poaceae
Source: the annotation of a GenBank genome assembly
AUGCUUCACCUGCUCCCUUCCAUGGCGGCGGCUCACCUCUUCUGCUCCGCACCGGCCGCCUCUCCCGCCGCGAACCCCCGCCCCCUUCCUACCCGUGGCCGUCACGCCCACCGGGCCAUACCAUCGAGAGGCUUCUUCCCCUGCCGCGCGUCGCUCAGCCCCGACGGCGCGCUGGCCAUGCUCGGGCCCCCCAGUCCCAGGACGGCGCCACCGAUGAGAAAGCCGUACCUGCGGGAGCACUCCUGCCUCAUCUUCCCGCCCCCGCGCGGCCGACGCCCGCUGGCGGUCAUCAAGUUCCUCGGCGGCGCCUUCAUCGGCGCCGUCCCCGAGGUCACCUACGGUUACCUGCUGGAGCUCCUGGCGCGGGAGGGCUUUCUGGUCGUGUGCGUGCCGUACAACGUCACCUUCGACCACGAGGCCGCCGCGCGGGAGGUCUUCCAGAGGUUCCAUGCCAGCUACGACGCGCUCCUCGCGUCGGGGCUCCCGGAGGCCGGCCUCAGUGCCCUGGACAUCGCGGAGCUCCCGCUCUACUCUGUUGGCCACAGCAACGGGGCACUGCUUCAGCUGCUGGUGGGAAGCUACUUCUCAGAAAAGAUACCAAAGGCUAAUGCCAUUGUCUCAUUCAACAAUAGGCCGGCUUCGGAGGCUGUGCCUUACUUUGAACAGAUAGGGCCCCUUUUUAGUCAACUGAUGCCUAUGAUGGAGGCCUCGCCUGUUUACUCGGUGGCCAGAAAUGCAUCAGGAGAUGCAUGGAAGGCUCUGUUUGAUUUAGCUGGAGGUUUUUUACGUGAGUAUGAUCAAGAAGCUAUGGUAUCCCUGAGCAAAUUUGUCGAUCAGUUACCAUCGGUAAUGAAUCAGGUUACAGAAGGUGUGUCUGAAUUCAAACCAACACCACCUGAAAACCGUGAAUUCUGCAAGAAUUCCUACAGCGUACCCAAUACAUUAUUGGUCAAAUUCAGCGUAGAUGCUAUUGAUGAUACAGACAUAGUUGAAGACGUCCUGAGACCCCGCGUUGACUCAAUCGGUGGACAAAUAAAGAAGGUCAUACUGUCAGGAACACAUCUAACUCCAUGUAUACAGGAUGUCAAAUGGCAAGUUGGUUCAGAAUACACUCCAGCAGAUGCCAUUGCACAAGGAUUGAAAUCAUUGGCUCUCAAUGAAACAAGAGUCCUCUCAAGAACUAUUGCUGAUUGGUUUACAUCCCUCUAA